This is a messenger RNA of Suncus etruscus (white-toothed pygmy shrew), 936 nucleotides long. Its product is annotated as olfactory receptor 6C2-like. The coding region runs from base 1 to 936 and encodes 311 amino acids. Gene Ontology annotation, biological process: G protein-coupled receptor signaling pathway. Gene Ontology annotation, cellular component: membrane. Gene Ontology annotation, molecular function: olfactory receptor activity; G protein-coupled receptor activity. Lineage: Eukaryota; Metazoa; Chordata; Mammalia; Eulipotyphla; Soricidae. The record is from RefSeq and is a predicted model, not a curated record. The transcript has a single exon.
AUGAGAAACCGCACAAUAACAACUUUUAUCUUGCUAGGAUUAACAGAUGACCCACAACUGCAAAUCCUACUUUUCAUCUUUCUAUUUAUUACUUACAUACUGAGUGUAGCGGGGAAUCUCAUUAUUAUCACCCUCACUUUGUUGGACUCACAUCUUAAAACUCCCAUGUACUUUUUUCUCAGAAAUUUUUCAUUCUUAGAAGUCUCCUUUACUACUGCUUGUAUUCCUCGGUUCCUGUAUAGUAUAUCAACAGGCGAUAAUACAAUUACUUAUAAUGUCUGCAUCACUCAAUUAUUUUUUGCUAUUCUCUUUGGAGCAACAGAGUUUUUUCUUUUGGCCGCCAUGUCCUAUGAUCGUUAUGUUGCUAUUUGUAAACCCCUUCAUUACAUGACCAUUAUGAGCAAUCGUAUAUGUUUCAUAUUAGUCCUUUCCUGUUGGGUCUCUGGUUUGUUAAUCAUUCUUCCACCUCUUAGCAUGGGUCUUGAGCUUGAAUUUUGUGACUCUAAUGUUAUUGAUCAUUUUGCCUGUGAUGCAAGUCCUCUCCUAAAGAUUUCAUGUACUGAUACUUGGGUAAUAGAACAAAUGGUUAUCAUUAUGGCUGUGUUUGCCCUCAUUGUUACCUUUGUGUGUGUAAUUAUUUCUUACAUAUACAUUAUCAGGACAAUUCUAAGAUUUCCCUCUAUCCAACAAAGGAAAAAAGCCUUUUCUACCUGCUCAUCUCAUAUGGUUGUAGUUUCUAUUGCCUAUGGAAGCUGUAUUUUCGUCUAUGUUAAGCCAUCUGCAAAGGAAAAUUUGGCAAUAAACAAAGUAGUUUCGAUUCUUACUAGCUCUGUUGCACCGUUGUUGAAUCCAUUCAUUUAUACCCUAAGAAAUCAGCAAGUGAAGCAGGCCUUUAUAGACACUAUGAAGAGGAUUUCUUUUCUGUAUAAAAAAUAA